AUGCGUUUCUCACUUUCUCUCUCCAUUGCCAUCCUUGCUGUCUUUGCUAGCGUCCAAGCUACGAAAUCUGAAGGUGGUGAGAAGGACGUCCAAGAAGGCUCUGCCGAGGUUCAAGGCAAAGGCGGCCCUCAAUCCCGUCUCAGGAUCCCACCAGAAUGUCUCGGUCAACACGAGGAAGUCCUUCAAGAGUGUCUUGAUGGCGCGGAACUUGGCAGCGCUGAUCCCGAAGACUUGGAUGUUGGCGAGGAUUAA
Lichtheimia ornata is the source of this 252-nucleotide messenger RNA. RefSeq lists its product as uncharacterized. The record is from RefSeq and is a predicted model, not a curated record. The coding region runs from base 1 to 252 and encodes 83 amino acids. NCBI's taxonomy places the organism in Eukaryota, Fungi, Mucoromycota, Mucoromycetes, Mucorales, Lichtheimiaceae. The transcript has 2 exons.